AAUUUCCCAGCUCUUGAAGCGGUCCUUGAAGGCGUCCCGGCUGCAGAUGUGCGGGGUGUGGUAAACAUUUUCAAAGUUGUCAGUCCUCACUUUUCUGGGAGUGUUGGGAUCACAGUCAAGUGGAACAUCUCAAGAAAACGUCACUAAAAGGUCUGCUUUAACUCCACCUGUUGAUGACGUUUACAGAAGACCACCAACUUGGAAACAGGAUGGAAUCAUCAGAAAAGAUCAUGAAGCCGCCUAAACUUGCCCCGAAGCCUCUUCAGACUCAAAGAAAGACAAGAGAGGACUUGGACCAGAACACCCCUCUUGUGCCGCCUAGACCGACACACUCAGAACUGAGCCACACGAAAUACCGCACGAAAAGAACAACAGACAAAGCCAAUGAAAAUGUGACACAAAGCCAGAGAAAGGAGAACAAGUCUGAAGCUCCUGUGCCUCUGCCGAGACGGGCAGAAAAGGAGAGAAACCAGCCCAUCCACCGCAGUGAGUCCUCUCAGGACAAAAAGAGCUCAGGCGGAAGUGUCCAAUCAGAUGUCUCCAAGAAUGGGACAGACAUCAAGCAGAGCCAGGAUCUGACAGGGAUUUUUCGACACAGCCAGAAAAACAAAGCACCAUCUUUUGUGAGUCAUGUGACUGAAGAGCAGAAAAGAGAUGAUGACAAAAUGGCCAAACAAGCUCUUUCCAACAAACAGCAGGGUGUCCUGAAAGGAGUAAGAAAGCACCUUCAGUCCACCACACAAAAGGCUGGCGAAGGAGGAGAGGGAGGAGGAGGAGGAGGAGGAGGAGGAGGAGGAGGAGAGGUGGUUCCUGACCCCAAUAAAGAUGAAGCAACAUCAGAGAAGAAACAGUCUGCUGAUAAAGCCAAACAAGAAACAAGUUCAGAAGCUAAACAAGAUUUUGGUGAGCGUCUAGUUAGAAUGUUCAAGAAACCUCCAGUUUUGAUGUUUGGACUAGGGGACAGCGAGUCUGAAGAUGAUGACAAAACAUUGGAACAAUUGCAUGGCGUUGAUUCUGAGUCGUUAUCCAGCAGUGACAGUCGCAAUGAGAACCCUGACAAGGAAAAGGGGGGAUUUUUCAACAAGAUGUUCAAAAACAAAACUGCCGAAGAGGAGCAGGCGCCUCCACGCACUGACCUGUCCGACAGCAGCAACAAUUUCUCCGAGAAGAGUGCCUCUGAGGAUAAAGGACGAUUUUUCAGCGCCAUCCUCGGGAGGAAGUCACCCAAGCUUCCGAAAGAGCCUGAGCAGGAUUCAGAGGAGGCGCUGCACCAAGAUACUUCUACUAACGUGGACAGCCUGUCGGAGAACAAGGACAAGACUCUGCAGGAGAAGAAGUUGUCAGCCAGCAGUGACAGUUUGUCUGAAGGCAAAGCAGAGAACGAUCGAGGUCUGUUUGGCGGCUUCUUUAAAAAGACCCCGAAAAGAGAGAAAGGAGAGCGGGCAGACUCACCGGACGAGGAGACGCUGGCGGCGGGUGCUGAUGAUCUCGUUGAGAGGAACACCACCAAGGACAAAAACAAUUUCAGCAGCAAACAUUUUAAGAAGCCCCAGAAGCCAGCAGAAGGCGCUGCAGCAGACAAAGAAGCAGAACUGAACACUGAAACUCCAAAAUCUGGAAGCUCUGAAAACUUGUCGGAAACUGCUCCCAAGGAGAAAGAUCGAAGUCUGUUUGGGGUCUUCCUCAAAAAGACCCCCAAAGGAGAGAAAGGAGAGCAGGCAGACUCACUGGACGAGGAGAAGGGCGAGGAGACGCUGGCGGCGGGUGCUGAUGAUCUCGUUGAGAGGAACACCACCAAGGACAAAAACUAUUUCAGCAGCAAACUUUUCAAGAAGCCCAAGAAGCCAGCAGAAGGCGCUGCAGCAGACAAGGAAGCGGAACUGAACACUGAAACUCCAAAAUCUGGAAGCUCUGAAAACUUGUCGGAAACUGUUCCCAAGGAGAAAGAUCGAAAUAUUUUUGGGGUCUUCCUCAAAAAGACCCCCAGAGGAGAGAAAGGAGAGCGGGCAGACUCACUGGACGAGGAGAAGGGCGAGGAGACGCUGGCGGCGGGUGCUGAUGAUCUAGUCGAGAGGAACGCCACCCAAGACAAAAACUAUUUCAGCAGCAAACUUUUCAAAAAGCCAGCAGAAGGCGCUGCAGCAGACAAGGAAACAAACCUGAUCACUGAAACUCCAAAAUCUGGAAGCUCUGAAAACUUGUCGGAAACUGUUCCCAAGGAGAAAGAUCGAAAUCUGUUUGGGGUCUUCCUCAAAAAGACCCCCAAAGGAGAGAAAGGAGAGCGGGCAGACUCACUGGACUGGGAGGAGGACAAGGAGACGCUGGCGGCGGGUGCUGAUGAUCUAGUCGACAGGAACGCCACCAAGGACAAAAACUAUUUCAGCAGCAAACUUUUUAAGAAGCCUCAGAAGCCAGCAGAAGAUGCUGCAGCAGAACUGAACACUGAAACUCCAAAUUCUGGAAGCUCUGAAAACUUGUCGGAAACUGUUCCCAAGGGGAAAAAAGGAGGUUUCGCUGGCAUGUUCAAAAGAUCAUGGAGCAUUGAAAACCUGUUGGAUGAGCAGAAAGGUGGACUUAAGAAAACACCAAAAACAUUUGGAGAUGACGAGACUGAAAGAGAGAAGGAGAAGUCAUCCAGUAAUGACAAUCUGUUUGAAAUGCCCAACAAGGAAAGAAGCAUUUUCAGUACCAUGUUCAAGAAAGCUCCAAAAGUAGCCGGCGAGGGCGCUGCUGAGGAGGAGGAAAACGGAGACAAGGAGAAGACGUUAUCAAUCAGCAAUGAAAACCUGACGGACCAAAACACACCAAUGGAAAAGAGCGGGUUUGCUGGAUUUUUUAAGAAGUCACCUAAACCAUCACCGCGCUCCAUGUCUACCAAGGAUCCUCUCAGUGAUGCCAUGGAUAUAUCUGACAACCUCACAGGCGACAUGUCAGGAGAUGAACUAUUAGGCAGUAAUGAAAAUCUUUUAGAAGCUGGAAGCACCACAAAGAAAAAAGGAGGCUUUGCUGGGAAGUUCAAGUGGACACCUAAAGCCGCUGACAAACAGGACAACGAAGGGUCAGAGCCACCAGUAGGAGGCGGUCUGAAACGUAAGAAGACCAUCAAAAAGAAAAGAAGAGUCACAUCGUUCCGAAUCAAAACAACUCUUCCCAGGAUACCCAAACUGAACGUAUCAUCACAGGCGGAAGAAAAGAUGGCCAUCAUUGAGGAGAGUAUGGAGCUGCAGGAGUUGACCCCAGCCCAGGAGAGCACAGUGGAGGUCCAGCCGGUGGAGAUGGCAGCAUUCCCGACUGAUGGCAACCUGCUCGACUCAGGGGAGAGCGACGGCCUGUUGGAUUGGUGGAACAAUGUAGAAGGCUGGUCCACAUGGAACGAGACAGCCAAUUUCCAAGAGGACGAGGAGCAGAUAGCGAUGGAGGAGGCAGCUGACCGCGUCUACAUGGGCGCACGUCUGUUUGUGCACCUCUUCAACCAGCGGGGGGCGACCUUGCAGAAAUCCAUUCUUGAGCUUUUGGCCGUGGCCGACAGCGCUGACCAAUUCCACAAGAAGACCGUGUCAGUUGCGGUGGGAGGAGGCGUGGCCAGCGUGGCCGGCAGCUUGGCCACCAUCACGGGCCUCAUCCUGGCGCCAUUCACCUUCGGCGCCUCCAUCAUCGUCACGGCGGUAGGCAUCGGCGUGGCCACGGCGGGCAGCAUCACCUCGGCUACGGCCAACAUCACGGACGCGGUCCACUCCAAUAUGGACCGCAAGAAGAUAGAAAAGAUGAUCCAGGCCUACCAGGAGGAAAUUAAUGACAUCCGGGAAUGUUUGGAGUUUGUGCAGGCGGGCAUGGACACGCUGCAGGAGUGGGACUUUGAGAAGUACUGCGAGAGCGCCAGCAAGAAGGCACUGAACCACAACAUCAAGCAUGUGAUGAAGGAGGGUGGCCGGGCCGGUAAAGCCCUCAUGAUAAACACGGACAAGCUCAUCAGCACCGUGCAGGUCUUGGGUGCGGCGGGUGGCGCUGCCAAGGCCGUCCAGGCUAUCAGCGUCACCACGGGGGUGAUGUCGGCGCUCUUCCUGCUGCUCGACGUCUUCUUCCUUGCCAAGGAUUCCCACGAGCUCCGCAAAGGUGCCAAAACCAAGUUUGCCUCCAAAAUCAGGGAAAUGUGCAAAGAGCUGCAAGACGGCCUCCUGGAGAUGAACAAGGUCAAGACGCAACUGCAGAAGACCAUGGAUGGCAUCGAGGUGGAGGAGUACGAGGAGAUUGAGGAGGUGGAGGUAGAAGUGGAUGACGACCUGGAGUCGGAUCCCAAUAAGCUGGCAGAGCUGGACCAGGAGUUGGACAUUAUAGAGGAGAAACUGGACAAGAAGAUUGAGGAGGAGAAGAGGAUUAAGGAUGAGGAAACUCGAAGCAUCAAGGAAAAGGUGGAGGAAAAAGAGGAGGAGUCAGGAGAAAAGAAGAAGAUGGAGGGGACAAAGAAGAAGGACAAAGAGACCGAGAACCGAGUCGCAGCUUGGAAAGAGAAACGGGAAAAAGACGAAACAAGUUGGCGUAAAAAGGCUGUUGAGAAAACAAAAGAGAGCAACGAACCUCCCAGCAAGACUGGAGACUCUAAAAGGAGCAAGAAUCCAGAAAAGGAACGCAGCCACAGAGAAGACGGAGGAAUGACUUGGAAUCCAACAGGACGACCAGACAGCGCGAGCUCCAGGACGCAUGGGAGCGAGUCUGCCAAUCUGGAUCGAGGACCUGCCAAAAACGAAUGCGACUCAAAGGACAGUCGAAAGAAGGCGUUUUGGGAGAAGGGACUCAAAGACUGGAAGAAAGAAAUGACAGGAAGCAGAGAAGACACCGGAGCCAGCGAAGAGAGAAGCGACUCCUUGGAGCGGGAACCGGCGAAGCAGCAGGUGGCGACGAGGGAAGAGCAGGUGGCGACGAGGGAAGAGCAGGGGAAGACGAGGGAAGAGCAGGGGAAAAGCCAAGUUAGGAGGGAGUCUCAUCGGGAGUCUCAUCGGGAGUCGCAUUGGAAGUCGCACCGGGAGUCUCAUCGGGAGUCGCUUCGGGACUCGCUUUGGGGCCACGAAAGCAGCCAGAGGGAGCAUGGGGAGGAGAGGACAUCUGACAACCCCAAGAGUCACCACCAAAGAGCAGAGGAGAGCGCUGAGGAAAGACAAGGAACCCGAAUCGAGAGCACCCGCAAGAAGUUUCAGAGAGGGAAGGAGGAGGACCACAAAGAGAGAGGAGAGUGGAGAGGAAGUGACCGAGAGUGGAGAGGAAGUGACCGAGAGAGGAGAGGAAGCGACCGAGAGAGGAGAGGAAGCGACCGAGAGUCUCGCCAUCUUUCCAGUAAGAUGCUUGAUGAUGGACUCUACAUUUAGGUUUGAAGCCGUUUACACUGUUCUCAUUAGCAUUUAGUUGCAUUUUAGACAACAUUCACACACUAAAUAGUAGAGAACUCACAUUUUGGGAGUUAGUUGAUUAAAGUGUUUUUUAUGUACCCUCGUUGUUUCUCCCAACUCUUGACUUUUUGGGGGAUACACUUUUUUACUAAAUUCUAAUGUGAACUCACCAGAUUGCAAAUGUUCAGAAGACCACUCAUUUUUAUAUGUUAGUGCAAUAUAUGAACUCCUGAGCCCUAAAUCCUCAAACACAAAUAAUCUUGUGAGCACAACAAUCCCUUAGAGGCGUUAUUUUGCAUUACAACAUUUGCGCUUUUAUACAAAUGUUAAAACAUGUCAGUGUGUGUGUGUGUGUGUGCGCGCGCGUGUUUGGGUAGUAGUUUAACCGUCUGGGGACAUUUGGUUUUAAUUGUCUUUCAAACAAAACGGGACAUAAAAGUUAGUACAUUUUUAAAGCGCUUACAAAACAUUUUGGAUUUUUUUUUUUUUCUUUUUGCUCAACUUUUUCAUUAAACUUCAGUCCUAAACAAAAAUAUUUAUCUUUUGAAGGCCUUUUAAUCGGAUAAUGUCACAGGUUUAACGUAGUAAAAUAAAUCAUCAUGUGCAAAUUUACACUAGUUAAAAACUGUUUGAUCAAAAGGCCUUCACAAUGUUAAGAUAAAUGAAAUAAAACAUUACAUGUUUGGUGUUCUUGUUUAGGGCCAAAGUUUAUUUGAGCAAAAAAAAAUUCAAUAAAGACUUAUAUGUACAUUAUUGUCAAAUAACUUCCAGUGUACUGUACACCUGUGAAAGAAUUGGACAUUGCAAUUAAAAAAAUGUAACAUAAACCCCCUGAGGUGAAAUCAAGUAUAAUACAGUGACAACAAUAAAAAUAAUACAGCCAAUAUUUACUGAAAGAAGACAAAUAUCAGUCUUUGUCCCCCGAGGGUUAAAAAUAUGAAAUGUCAUUGUUAUUCAAUGGUGUUCAAACAUUUUAGGUCGACAGGGAAGAUUUUCAACAAUAGGUCAAAAUGACUUUAAUUAUUCUGGAAUAAUAUUUUAUAACAUUUAAAGAUAGUUGAUACAUUUUCUAUAUAAUGGUGUCUUGUUUUAAUUUUCAUGUAGUUCCUCACCUUCAGGCUGCUCUUUUAUGUCUCAAUGUUCUUUUUACUGGUGUUGGCUUUCAUAUUCAGCAAAUAAAGUAUUUAAGUGCCA
This is a messenger RNA of Nerophis ophidion (straightnose pipefish), 6575 nucleotides long. RefSeq names its product dentin sialophosphoprotein-like. Gene Ontology annotation, cellular component: extracellular region; membrane. Bases 174 to 5360 code for a protein of 1728 amino acids. The transcript has 48 exons. The record is from RefSeq and is a predicted model, not a curated record. Gene Ontology annotation, biological process: lipid transport; lipoprotein metabolic process. Lineage: Eukaryota; Metazoa; Chordata; Actinopteri; Syngnathiformes; Syngnathidae. Gene Ontology annotation, molecular function: lipid binding.